Racocetra fulgida is the source of this 935-nucleotide messenger RNA. NCBI's taxonomy places the organism in Eukaryota, Fungi, Glomeromycota, Glomeromycetes, Diversisporales, Gigasporaceae. The record is from the annotation of a GenBank genome assembly.
AUGUAUAAUUCGGUUUUGGAAAGUCCAUAUCAAACUCCAAAUUUAAUAUCGAUGGAACCAUUGCAACCAUUACCGACACCUGCAUAUAGUCCUUUAAUUUCUUUUGGUGAUCCAGUCCAAAAUUUCAACUAUUUUAAUCAACGGCGCCUUAUUAGUGAUCCCAUUUACGAUUCUGACUAUCAACGGAAUUUAUCUCACCCCGGACGCAUACCUUCUAGUCCACAAAAACCUCCUGUAUAUACUAAAUGGACAGAAGAAGAAGAUGAGCUUUUACGUGCAGCUAUAAGCAUUUAUGGUCCACAUAAAUGGUCUCUCAUCGCAGCACACGUCCCCAACCGAACACCCAUGCAAUGCUCCACGAGAUGGUUAGGAGCAUUGAAUCCUACUAUCCAUAAGGGACGAUGGACGCCGGAAGAAGAUGCUGCUUUAAAAGAUGCGGUUGGUGAAUUUGUGGAUCUUAUUGAUUCGGAUGGGCAUCCUCAACCUAUUCCUUGGAAUAAAAUUGCGUCUAGGAUUCCACAUCGUACCGGUAUUCAAUGUCAGGCACGAUGGUCUGAAGCACUUGACCCAAGUGUUAGAAAAGGAAAAUGGUCGCCUGAUGAGGAUGAAAUAUUGAAAGAAGGUGUUCGACGCUAUGGAAGGUGUUGGAUCCGUAUUGCUGAAUUAAUAGAAGGCAGGACUCAGGACGCGAUUCUCUCCAAAUCCAAUACAAAUAAUUCUACCGAUGAUGAUAAUGAGGAAGGUUUGUCAAUAUUAACACCACCAAAUACAACACCGUCUACUCCCGCCCAGACGGUGAUGCGUCCAACCCCUUUAAAUCACAUGCCUCCUCGAAGACAAUUAUCAGGAAUUCCUUCGAUAAUGAGUCAUAGCCCAAUAUUAUCAUCAUCACCGACAGAUACCGAGUCUUGUGUGACAACUCCCGAAAACACAUC